Molecule: messenger RNA, 3357 nt
Organism: Metschnikowia bicuspidata var. bicuspidata NRRL YB-4993
Lineage: Eukaryota; Fungi; Ascomycota; Pichiomycetes; Serinales; Metschnikowiaceae
Product: translocase
Exons: 3
Coding region: 1-3357 (1118 amino acids)
Cellular component (GO): cytoplasm
Molecular function (GO): ATP binding; ATP-dependent chromatin remodeler activity
Source: RefSeq, a predicted model, not a curated record
AUGCUGGCUCAUUCGGACGAUUCCGUCAUCGUGCUUUCGGACGACGAUAGCCCUGCCCCCGCCGCGCGCGCGCCGCGCCCCGACGCCCGAGCCCGCCCGCGCCAGGCCCACUGGCCCGCCGCCCGGACCCUCCGAUCCAGCGGCACAGACGGGCACUGGGACCCGCCCCAAAACACGCCCCGAUCCCGCGGCAACGGCGCCCGGCCGGUCCCCGUCGGCCCGGCGGCCCCCCUGCCGAAAAGAGCCCGGCUUCCCGGCGCGGCGCCGGCGCGGAACGCGCCCGAACACGCGCUUUUUGUGGCGGCUCUGGACCAAAGCGAUCUGGACCGGGACGCGGGCCCGGAGUUGCAAGUCCGCGGCCGGCCGGGGCGGCACGGCGCCGGCGCGAUUGGGCCCCGCGAGGACCGCGGCCCGCGCGUCCGUGGCGGGCCGGCGCAGGCCCGGCAGAACGAGGUGGUGGUGAUUAGCGACAGCGAGGACUCGGGGCAGGAGGGCGGCGCGGGCUCCAGCGGCCGCGGCCUGUUGCCGGGCACACGGCCAAUGGCGCGGCUUGCGCGGCUCGGCGCAGGCGCCAGCAGUGCACGUGACGCGGGUCCCGCCGACCGUUUCUUCAGCUACUCGGACGACGAUUUCGCGGCUGGCGAGGGUUUCAACGAGCCGUCGGACGACGAAAUCGCCAUUCUCUCAAAGGAGGAGGCGGAGCGCGUGGGCACGUUCAAGAAAAGCACAUUUGACGCGCCGGUGCAGCCGGCACCAGGCCCCUACACCCAGCUACCAAACCUCUACAACCAGCCGGUACCCGUGUUCCACGCCGGCGCCGCGGCCGGCGACAGCCCGCUCACCAGCCACGAGGACCGCGUGACCCACGACUACUUCCUGAAGUUCUCCCCAGCAAAACUACACACGUACGCGCACGACCUCGACAAGCAGGUGGGCCGGCUCCAGGAGGAAACCAAGGCGCACUUCGACGACGUGCGCGACACGCGGCGCAAGAUCCUGAUGCUCACGUCCGGCCAGGCCGCGCUCCGCGACACGUACCUCCACCACGUGGCCGAGACGCUUCGCCUCGCGGACUUGCUGCUCCAGCGCCUGAAGAAGGUGCGGCACUACCGCGCGAUCGCCGAGUCGGUCAAGAACGCCAAGCUCGCGCAGCACUUGGCGCCCGUGCGCCUGGGCCCGCGCGGCCUGGCGGGCGCGGACCCCGCCGGGUACGGCGCCAACGUCAACCCCUACAUGCUGCGGCCCGCCAACGGCGACCAGGCACACCUCGAGGAUCUCUUCAAAGACCUCUACCGCGAGGAGAAGGUGGAGGGCAUGGCGCCCACGCCAGCGGCACUCUCCAUCCAGCUCUUGGACCACCAGCGGCGCGGGCUCUUCUGGCUCAUGGAGAAGGAGCGGGCCGCGCAGGGCUGCAUUCUCGCGGACGACAUGGGGCUCGGCAAGACCGUGCAGACGCUCGCGGUGAUGGCCGCGAGCCCGCCCCGCGACCCGGCGUGCCGCACCACCUUGAUCGUGGGGCCCGUGUCCUUGCUCCGCCAGUGGGCCGCCGAGAUCAAGGCCAAGAUCAAGCCGUCGCACGCGUGGCGCGUCGCGUCGUUCCACGGCCAGGACCGCCGCCGCUUGGCCUCUUUCGCGCACUUGGCCGAGCACGACGUCGUCCUCGUCUCCUACACCACGCUCGCGUCGGAGUUCAGGCAGCACUUCCAGCAGGAGAUGGAGGCCGCGCAGGUGACGAAGCACCAGAACGUGCUCCCGCCCCGCGGCUCCGGCGGGCAGACGUACAUGUCGCCCUUCUACUCGACCGACGCCCGCUUCUUCCGCAUCGUCUUGGACGAGGCCCAGUACAUCCGCAACAAGACCUCCCAGGCCUCCAAGGCCACCGCCUGCUUGCGCGGGCGCCACCGCAUGUGCUUGACGGGCACGCCCAUGCAGAACACCAUCGAGGACCUCUACCCCAUCUUGAGGUUUCUCCAAUGCAGGCCCUACGACGAGGAGGCCAAGUUCAAGCAGGACAUUGCCGUCCCGCUCAAGUCCACCAGCGACAACUUCGAUGACUACGACAGAAACGCUUCGAUGAAGAAACUCAGGGCCGUGUUGCUGGCCGUCAUGUUGCGACGGACUAAAGACUCCAAAGUCGACGGCAAGCCCUUGGUGCAGCUCCCCGAGAAAACAGUGACUCCCGUGUACGUGAAGAUGGAGAACGAGGAGCUCGAGUACUACAACGCGCUCGAAAAGGGCAUCCAGAAGAAGGCGCGAAAACUCAUGGUGUCCUCGGAUGGCCAAGGCCAUAGUUCCUUUCUCACUCUACUUCUCCGCUUGCGGCAGGCAUGCAUCCACCAGUUCUUGGUGGAGGUGGGCGAGCUCAACGCGCAAGAAAACUCCGAGUCCUUCCAUGGAACAAACUGGGAACAAAUGUACAACAGGGCCCUCACUAUGAGCGAGAACGUGCAUAAGGUCUUGCGUGACCUCACAAAAAAGGAAACAGACUUGACCUUGAACGGCCUCCCGCAGGAUGAGCGCAAGGAAUUGCAACACACCUGCCCCAUGUGUCUAGACGUCGUUGGAGACGACUCCAUCGUCAUCCUCGCCAAUUGCGGCCACAUGAUCUGCGACGGAUGCGCCAGCACCUUGUUUAUUCUGAAUGGCAUGAUACAAGAGGCGCCCGUGUGUGCGUCGUGUGAGACUUUCACCUCCACGACCGACAUUGUCGACUACACAAUGUAUGACAAGAUCUUCAACAUGAAUUACGACUUCCCAAAGCUACAGCACAUAUGUCCAACACAAAGAAAAUUCUUGAUACAAAGAGACCAAGGCUUCGCGCUCUCGGCCAAGAUGGAAAAGACUUUGGACAUCAUCAAGGAAAUCACAGAUAACACCCUUGACGAAAAAAUCAUUGUGUUUUCGCACUUCACUGUUACAUUCGACCUCAUGGGACAUGCCCUCAAACAGGAUAACAUCAAGUAUUUGAGGUACGACGGAAGCAUGAACAUCGACGACAAAAAUAACACGAUCAACGAGUUCUACCAGGGCGCUCCGCGGGUGUUGCUCAUUUCCUUAAAGGCCGGAAACGUUGGAUUGACGUUGACGUGUGCGUCGCACGUGGUGAUCAUGGACCCGUUCUGGAACCCGUAUGUCGAGGACCAGGCCAUGGACCGGGCACACAGGUUUGGGCAAGAGCGAUCAGUCAAGGUCUAUCGGUUGUUGAUCCGGAACAGUGUCGAAGACAGAAUCAUGGAUCUUCAGGAGAGGAAAAAAGAGUUGAUUGGCUCGGCGCUCGAUGAAAACGCCUUGAAGUCGAGCAGUCAUCUUGGAAGAAGAGAGUUGGGUUACUUGUUUGGCUUGAACAGUCUUCAGUGA